CGUCAGAUACGGAAGUAAACAAAAUAACGAAGAGGCCGCUGAUCGUCGCUGCGUCAAAAUGUCGAAAUCAAACCUGAGACAAACGUUUCUGAAACCGAUGAACACAUUGAAACGGUCCUGAUGGUUUCUCCUCCGCAGCUGAUUCCCUUCGCUGGGACCAUCCUGGGGGGUCUGGUCCCGGGGGAGAUGGUCCUCAUUCAGGGCUCCGUGCCGUCAGGCGCCGACAGGUUCCAGGUGGAUUUCACGUGUGGCAGCAGCGUCAAUCCGAGAGCCGACGUAGCAUUUCACUUCAACCCCAGGUUCCACAGGUCUCCGUGUAUCGUGUGUAACUCGCUGCAGGGGGGGCGCUGGGGCCGAGAGCAGAUCCUGUACCAGAUGCCCUUCACCACCGGGGGCGCCUUCGAGCUCAUCGUGCUCGUCCUGAAAGACAAGUUCAAGGUGGCUGUGAAUGGCGUGCACGUGUUGGAGUACAAACACCGACAGGAUCUGGAGCGAGUCGACACUCUCUGUGUUUCUGGAAAGGUCAGAGUGGAGGUCAUGGGCGUCGCCCCGCCGAGCAGCGUGAGUCCGAGCUCUGCGACGCUGAGUCAUGUGAUUCGACAGCCGAUUUCCUCCUCAACAGGCAGCUUGAGCGUUCCCUUCAGGGGCGAUCUGGGGGACGGACUGAGUGUCGGACGAAGCAUCACGAUCAAAGCAGAAACUAAUCACAACGCACACAGUUUCUGUGUGAAUCUGCGAACGUCGCGCGGCAGCGACAUCGCUCUUCACCUGAACUCUCGUCUGAAGCGUCACAUGUUGGUCAGGAACUCCUUCCUGUCGGAGUCGUGGGGCCCCGAGGAGACGGCGCUGGACUCCUUCCCCUUCGCUGCAGGACAAUACUUUGAGAUGAUCAUCAGGUGUGAACCUCAGCAGUUCAAAGUCGCUGUGAACGGUGAACACCAGCUGGACUACAAACACAGAGUCCAGGACCUGAGGAGCAUCAACCAGGUGGAGGUGCAGGGAGACGCCACGCUGCUCGACGUCAACAUCUUCUGAAGCUCCUCCUCCUUGUCCUCGUCCUCCUCGUCCUCCUCCUCGAUGAUUCUGGACCAUGUUUUCAUCCACAAACAGCCGUCACCUUACAAACUCUUCUUUCUUUAUCUAAUAAACUGAUCACAUGA
Molecule: messenger RNA, 1160 nt
Organism: Hippoglossus stenolepis (Pacific halibut)
Lineage: Eukaryota; Metazoa; Chordata; Actinopteri; Pleuronectiformes; Pleuronectidae
Product: galectin-8
Exons: 8
Coding region: 121-1035 (304 amino acids)
Molecular function (GO): carbohydrate binding
Source: RefSeq, a predicted model, not a curated record